Cryptomeria japonica (Japanese cedar) is the source of this 1549-nucleotide messenger RNA. RefSeq lists its product as uncharacterized. The record is from RefSeq and is a predicted model, not a curated record. The transcript has 4 exons. Lineage: Eukaryota; Viridiplantae; Streptophyta; Pinopsida; Cupressales; Cupressaceae. Bases 535 to 1269 code for a protein of 244 amino acids.
GAACUGCCCUAAUAUCAUUUCACACAGGGAAACAUGGGAGGUGUCGUUAGAACGGAGAAAUGGUUUCUGUGGGCUGUGGAAGAAUCCCAUUAUCCGUGCAAUGAGAAUCCAACGAAAUGGUGGGAAUGAGAAUUGAUGGCGACUUGUUUUUUAUUGAAAAGGCAGAAGAAGAAAGAAGAUGCAUAAUUGCCGGAGGGGGAAAAAAACCGCAACUUUCGGGAGAUUUCAGCAUUCUCUCAACUGUGAGUGAAAACAGAGGAAGAAAGUUGUGGGACCUUGUGCCUGUGGGUCGUCCAUGAAAGCCCUGUUUCGUCUUUUGAUGAAGAGACUUUUGAUCAAGUGGGUUGGGAGAGUCUCAGCCUUGCAAACGAUCUAGUAUUCAAUUACAAGUCAUUAUGGAUUUUUCAAUGCAUUCAAGUCUGGGCAUUAGCUUUUUCGUGCUCUAUUCAUUUCAUUCCCUGCAGAUGUGAGAAGGAUUUUGGUAUUUAUACAUGGUAUUGUGGGCAAAGGCUCUAGAGAGCAUUGGAAGUAAAAAUGGGAGGAGGGAGGCUGUCAAGAUUUUGCUUGAAUAGAAUCGCCACCCAUGCCAGAAGUCCAAGUGAGGCAAGACCCAUUACAGGGGGUCCCCGUGGCCAUGUCAUGUCUACUGAUGGCUUUGCCAAUACAAGAGAGGCCGAUCAUAAAGAGCAUCAGGAGAAGGAAAGUUGGAGUAAAUCAGAGGGGAAGUGUGCUAGUAGGAAGAUUAUGGUAGUGGUGGAUUCUAGCCCAGAAUCCAAACGAGCUCUGUUGUGGAGUCUGUCACACACUGUGCAGGAUCAGGAUACUCUCAUUUUGCUGCAUCUUGUUCCUCUCUCCCACCCUGGGAGCAAUUCUCCUCAUCACAAAAGGAACAGCGAGGAAUCCAAAGAACAGAUUAUUUUGAGGAAUAAUGAAGUACCUAACACCUUGAUGGCACUCUCUAAGAACCGCAGACCAGAGGUGGAGGUGGAGGUAUUGGUUGCAGAGGAAGACGGAAAGGGAAAGGGUCCAACAAUUGUUUCUCAGGCCAGAAAGCAUGCAGUUUCUCUUCUCAUUCUUGGGCAGAGAAAGCCGUCUCUUUUAUGGAGACUUCUGAUGACAUGGGUAGGAGGGAGGAGUGCGGAAGGAGUGGUGGAAUAUUGUAUUCAGAAUGCAGAGUGCAUGACAGUUGCUGUGAGAAGGAAAAACAGAAGAGCAGGAGGAUACCUUAUCACUACCAAACGCCAAAAGAACUUCUGGCUUUUGGCCUAACAGGAAAAGUAUAUAUUGUUGUUCUGCCUGUCUCUCUGCCCCCUUUUGGAUCUCCUGUUUGAUAUUUCUACUGAUUUAUACUGCUUCUUGUAUGUAGUCAUAUGGAAAUGUAGCAUCUUUUGGUUCAAAUUAAAUUUUCUCCACUGCUGUUUUCAAAUUACAUACUAUUAUUUUCAGAUUGUAAAGAUUUUGAUAACGAGAAUACCCUCUACUUCAAGACAGACCAUUGUGUAAAUCCAGCGGCAUUCUAUAACAUAAAUCCUUCAGGCUUGAACUUAAA